This is a messenger RNA of Cyprinus carpio (common carp), 1842 nucleotides long. Its product is annotated as proteasome 20S subunit beta 11a. Lineage: Eukaryota; Metazoa; Chordata; Actinopteri; Cypriniformes; Cyprinidae. The record is from RefSeq and is a predicted model, not a curated record. Gene Ontology annotation, cellular component: proteasome core complex.
CAGAAGCAUAUCAGGUAUAGCCUAGUGUAGCAAAGAUUUUUGCUGAGACAUCACAUGUGUAUGUAUGUGUGUGGGUGUGAAUACUCUCCACUUCAUAUAAAUCCUUGGCCUUAGAGGAGUCUUUUUUGUAAGUACGACUUCCAUGGCUUCCAAGGCUCAACUCUGCACCAAAUUUCUAGCCAUUAACGCAUUAUAAAUGGAAAAAUGGCUCUUCAGGAUGUUUGUGGUUUCCUGGAGACUCUUGAUGACAUCAGCCCAUGCACUUACCAACCAAAUGAGAUGGGAUACAUGUGGAGGACACCGUUGGAGUUUGACAGAGACAGUGCUUUUCAUUUUCUUUCCCCCCCUCAGCAAUGCAGCAGAAAAAACAGAGCACCAACUCUUUUCUCUUCAACUUUCUCCAGUUUGUCACCUCAUCAACAACCCUUUCAGCUAUCCCACGGUACCACAACUUUGGGUUUUAUAUUUCAGGAUGGCGUGAUAGCCGCUGCAGACACUCGUGCCAGCUGUAAGGGUCUAAUUUGCUGCCCGAUAAGUCAAAAGAUUAUGCCUAUCCACUCUCACCUGGUGGUCAACACUUCGGGCAGCGGUGCCGACUGUAUGCUGUGGGAACGGAUUCUUACCCGUGAGAUGAGGCUUUACCAGCUUCGCCAUCGUAAGAGACUAAGUGUCAAUGGGGCUGCAAAACUGCUCUCCAUGAUGCUUCAUCCAUUCAAAGGCACUAAUGUGUGUGUGGCAGCUACUCUUUGUGGAUGGGAUGGAGAAGAAACGCAAAAAACAAUACAAUCCUGCAUGGAAAUCUCAGAUGUUAAGGAAGCAGUGGAACAGGAUAGCAAUGGAUCUGCAAUUUCAGAUGAAUCUGCUCAAGGUAGUGUGAAAAUGGCCUCUGUAAAUGAGCAGGACGAGAUCUCGAAGGACACUCAAGCACUGAAUCCAACUGUGUCAGAUCAAAAUACAAAAAACGUUCUGUCUACUUUUGGAGGACGGUCUGGUCCCAGGGUGUGCUAUGUUUGCAGUGAUGGCCUGCAACUGAAAGGAGAGAUAAUAUCAGUGGGCUCAGGGUCACCCUAUGCAUACGCUGUGCUUGAUGAUGGUUGGAGAUGGGGAAUGACUGUGGAUGAGGCAGUGGCACUGGCCCGAGAGGCUGUUUUCAGAGCCACUCACUGGGAUGCCUACUCUGGGAAUAAUGUAGACCUUUUCCACAUCACUGCCCAUGGCUGGCGACGCAGAGACAGGGAAGAUCUGAAGGAGGAGUACUACAGAGAGAGGGAGAGAGAGAAGAAGAAGAUCAAGGAGAGGGAGAAAGAGAGACAGAAAAAAGAGGGGGAUAAGCUGGUUGAAGGGGAAGGUGAUAUAUAACCUAUUCAGUACACUGAGGAUAGGGACACAAACUGUGGAAAUACAAAAAGACAUGGGUGGAAUGUGAAUGUGAUGGACAGGAAUAGCAGUCCUGUGUAGAACAAUGUCAGGCAGUUCACUUGAUAGCACAAAUAAAAAGAAUCCACAAUUCACAGGGAAAUAAAAUAAGUUCUUAUAAACUGUUUGUAUUUCAACCAAAAAAUAAAAUAGUUAUCAAUAAACUGCAUUUUUUUUCCAGAUAAACAACUAUAACCACAAACACAUUGGAUUUAAUUUGAUAUUGUAGCAAAGUAGCAAGAAUGGAUUGAUUUUUUAUUUUAAAUCAAUAUUACACCUUUUUUUUAAAUAUGAAUCAGCAAAUUUAGUCCAUGUACAAUAAUUGACAAUGUAGCCUAAAUGUGCAAUAAAUGUUGCCUUGUAAGUUAAUGUGUGACUCAGCAAUAUUUUGAUAAAUCAAUGAAACAACCGAUUUAAAAAAAAUCU